Molecule: messenger RNA, 3222 nt
Organism: Condylostylus longicornis
Lineage: Eukaryota; Metazoa; Arthropoda; Insecta; Diptera; Dolichopodidae
Product: metacaspase-2-like
Exons: 2
Coding region: 45-2645 (866 amino acids)
Molecular function (GO): carbohydrate binding
Source: RefSeq, a predicted model, not a curated record
UCGGUUUAAAAUAAAAAUUUAACUUGAAAAAAAAAGAAUAAAAAAUGAGUUUUUCGCGCGCAAUUCUUAUUUUUAUGUUUUUCGGAUAUUUCACUUUUCUACCUUGUUAUUGUGCACCCCUAGAAGAUAAUUCAACAGCUAAAAAUAAUUCUGAUACCGAAAUUUCAACACCAAUUGAAUUUAAUAUUAUUCCAAAACCCGGUGCUAACGGUGAAUUAUUAGUUCCUGUUAAAGUUUUAUAUGAUGAAAAAAAUGAUCAAGAGAAUAUUAGAACUACUGCAGCAAAAAUUGAAACAAGUUACAUUAAUUCAAGUGAAUUUAGAAAAAAAACUGGUAUUGCUUUAGAAAAUAUUGAUAUUGAUAUUGCGACUGAUAAAAACAAUAUUAAUGAAAUUACAAGCAUUGAACCAGAAGAUGAAGAAAAAUCAACUAAAACUCAAACUGGAUAUAUAGAUACAAAUUUAUUUAGAAGAAAAGUUGAUAAUAAUUUAGAAAAUAGUUCUGGUAACAUUGAUAAUAUUAUAACAACAACCAAUAUUCCUGAAAUUGAAAAUGAAACUGAAAUUUUGAUUUCAACUAGAUUUCCACCUAGAUUAGUAGAAGUAACCACAGACACCAAGCCAACUGUUGAUGAUGAAAGUAUUGUCAAAACUACUGAAAAUAUUCCAAUGGAAUCAAUCAAGAAUAGUGAAGAUUCAUUAGUAAUAACACAAUCGAAUGAAGAGCAAAUUAAUACUGAAAACAUGUUACCAGAAAAUGUUAUUAUUAGUACGCAACCGAUUCUACUAACCACUUUAAAUUUAGAAACUACUGAGAAAACUUUAAAUAUGGAAAAUAAUAUUAAAUCGACUACAGAAAAUACACUUGAAAUCAAUCAAGACUCCAGGAAUACUUUAAUUGAAAAUUCCAAUAUUAAUAUAACUAUUCAUUUAGUUCCGGAACAUACCAGGGAUCACAAUAAAAUUGAAACAAAAGAAAUGGUAAGAAACGUAAAUACAGAAAAUUCUCUAAACUUCAAUUUGAAUAUUGUCACACCAAAUAUAAUUGAUAACUUUUCGGUGACGUCAACAGAAAACCCAACUGCGAUUAAUUCAAUAACAGCUACAACAGUUUUGAAUAAAGAACAAAUAUUUACAGAAUCAGUGGAUACUGCUUCGGUAAAAAAUAUGGAAGACAUUACAAUUGUAAAUACACCAUUUACACCUAUUGAUCAAACGCAAUUACCCAACACUGAAAAAACAACAGGAAAAGAGUAUAUUGUCAGUACAAUACUCCCAUCUUUAGAUACUGAUUCAACAGUAUUAAGUAAUACAGAAGAUAUGAAGAAUAUUCUGACUAUCGAAAAUACUAGUACUACAAAUCAAGGAAUGUCUCCUACAGAACAAAUACAUGUAGAGAGGAUAACCGAUUCCAGUACCCGUACGGAAAAUAUUCUACCUAAGGACCAAACAACUUCAUCUUCAAGUUCAACGGAUUCAAAUGAUAUGGAAGGAAAUACAAAGUUGAAUUUAAAUGAAGAAGAUGUUAAAACCACAGAUAAAGGUACUUCAACUAUUUAUUCAACAAUAUCAGGCUACAUAGAGGGAACUACUAAUGUUAAAUUGACCGACGGAGAUAUUAGUACAAAUACUCAAUUAUUAUCAACUACUGAAUCUCUCAAUUCUAUUACUACAGAGAAAGUAACAUAUUUAAGCCCAGUCGUUCCAGAUACAACGACAUCAAUUAAUAAAAUUCAAUUAAUUACUGAAAAUCCCGUUUCAAUUGAUGUUAUAAAUUCUAUUACUAAAGAAAAUGAACUUUACAGCAAUACUAUACCCGAAAAUAAUGAUAAUCAGCAACAACACUACUCACAAAAAACUCAUUUUAUUAACAAGCCUGCGGCACUUAAUGUAAUUCCAUUAAAUCCAGUAAAACAAAGUACAGCUAUAAUUAAUACUAGUAAAACUAGUUCUGUAUCAACAUUUGUGGGUGGUGGUGGCGGUACCGGUUCAAAAUCAAAUAUAACAAAUGAAAACAUUUUGGAAAAUAAAAAAGAUCAUAUUUUAGAUAUACCAAAUAUUAUAUUUUAUCCAGAAUUAAGCAUACUAAAUAAAUCGGAUGAUUCAAAUCAAAAUAAUACAAAAAAAUUUAUGACACCUGUUAAAUUUUUAGCACCUAUAAGAAGAACGUUAGAUUUUGGACAUUCAGUUAUUGUCAAAGGCAUAACUGGUGGAGAAAAUUCUUAUGGACCAAGCAUCAAUUUAAUGAAUGGAGAUUGCCAUUGGAAUCAACGUCAUGAUUGUGAUUUAAUAUUAAAUAUAUAUGUUAAUUUAUCGAAUCCAAUCGAUCAAGUACAAAGAUCAUUUUAUAAUGCCGGUCAACGAAAAUAUCAUGAAAUUGAAACAUAUGGUGGUGCACCAUUUGAACCAUAUACUGAUUUUGAAAUUGAAAUUAUACCAAGAACUGAUUUAUUUGAAAUCAAAGUUAAUAAAAAAUAUUUUUGCAGUUUUACAUAUAAAAUGCCAUUAGCAUUAGUUAAUCAUGUUCUAAUAUCAACUGGAGGUGAAAUUUAUUUCGUUAGAAUAGAAUAUUUAAAGAAAAGUUUAGAUGGUAUUGAAAGACCAGUUGGUGGUGAAGUUCUAAUUAAUAGUUUAGAAGAAAAUUGAAAAAAAAAUUUUUAAUGAUUAUACGUAAAUAAUGUAAAUGUGUGUAUUUUAUUAUAAUAUACCUACUAUGUAUGUAUUGUAAAUAUAUGAGAACAGUUAAAAUUUAAUAUUUUUAAUUAUUUUUUUUUAUUUCUGUUUUUCUUCAUGCUUUUUGAUAAUUUAUGAUAAUAUUUAUUUUUAUAUUUUUAAUGUACAUAUAUACGAGUAGUUGUUAUAAUUUAGUACAUGUGUAUGACACACUUACAUAAUAUACAUAAAAAUUAAAAUUAGAAAUGUCUUUGAAAUGCAAUAAUAUUAAAAAAUAAUUAUUGAAUUUAAGUUGGCAAAUGAAAAAUAGUAGUCAUAUAUGUGUAUGCAAAUAUUAUGUAUAUAUAAAAUGUAUGUGUAUGCAAUUGUUAAUGUUAAAACUAGUCAGUCAGCAGUUAAAUUGCUUAUUUUUUUUUUUUUUUGUAAUUUUCUCUUUAUAUUAUAAAAAUGAUAAAUGCCUACAAUAUUUUGCAAGUAAAGGCAACUUUUAUUUAAUAAUUUUGUAAUCACAAGGUCUUUAAUAAUAUACACGAACUAUUCAGAAUGUAUU